Messenger RNA from Aspergillus nidulans FGSC A4, 276 nucleotides. RefSeq names its product protein cnxG. The transcript has a single exon. Bases 1 to 276 code for a protein of 91 amino acids. NCBI's taxonomy places the organism in Eukaryota, Fungi, Ascomycota, Eurotiomycetes, Eurotiales, Aspergillaceae. The record is from RefSeq and is a predicted model, not a curated record. Gene Ontology annotation, biological process: Mo-molybdopterin cofactor biosynthetic process. Gene Ontology annotation, cellular component: cytoplasm; cytosol; molybdopterin synthase complex. Gene Ontology annotation, molecular function: molybdopterin synthase activity.
AUGUCCACAUUCCAAAUCCACUACUUCGCCAGCGCGUCCACUUAUACCGGCAGAAACACUGAGUCUCUCCCUGCCCCGCUGCCACUCUCCUCGCUCUUCGAUACGCUCGAGGCAAAGUACCCGGGCAUCAAGGAGAAAGUGCUCUCAAGCUGCAGCAUUAGUCUGGGUGAUGAGUAUGUUGAUCUUGUUUCCGAUGGGGAGAAAAGUGGGAACGAGGGGCUCCUGAUCCAGGGCGGCGAUGAGGUUGCCAUUAUUCCGCCGGUCAGUUCGGGAUGA